Messenger RNA from Plectropomus leopardus (leopard coralgrouper), 6230 nucleotides. RefSeq names its product nedd4 binding protein 1 (gene n4bp1). The record is from RefSeq and is a predicted model, not a curated record. Gene Ontology annotation, molecular function: RNA binding. Gene Ontology annotation, biological process: negative regulation of proteasomal ubiquitin-dependent protein catabolic process; negative regulation of protein ubiquitination. Lineage: Eukaryota; Metazoa; Chordata; Actinopteri; Perciformes; Serranidae. Gene Ontology annotation, cellular component: nucleus; PML body.
GCUUCCGAGUUAUUAAGCUAGCUCUUCCUCUGUGUUCAUGUCGUUAGACGCCGAAAACGUCGCCUCGUAGCUCCGGAGUACACACAAAAAGAGACCAUGAACACGCCAAAGGCUCCAAACAACGCCGACGGGUUUGAAUAUUGAGACGUGGUGGUCGGGAGCGACGGUCAGACCGAGAAGGCGGAAUGUCAACAACGCGGCCCCUCCUCGGGAUGAGACGAGUCACCGAGCUAACGUGCCCGGAGCAGCCGACCAGCAGGCUCCCCGCGUCCGCCGCGAGGCAGCAGCCGGAGGCCCCCACCGUGGACGAGUUCACGGUGCUGGAGGAUAAAGAAGACGAGCUGAAAUGUGCCAAACCUCGAGUGGAGCAGGUUUUUAAAGUAGCGUUCACCAUUAUCGGUCUGCUGGACCACACGGGACAGCCGCACGGUAGCAAAACAUCACGGCAGAUAUGGCUGCAGCUCAGAGGAAACAGAGACGACGUGUCAAAGGCAAAGGAAUAUGUGCGAGGACUCUGUGAUCCAGAGCUGCAGAAAGAAGAGCGGUACCCGGUGGACAUGCACUGUAUUUUCGCUGGUGCCCGGGGCCUCUUCUUGGACAGGCUCAUACGAGACACAAGUGCUGAGGUUGUGGUGCCUGAGCCGGGCCGCCUGCGGUUGCUGGGCCGGGCUGAACCCGUUGUGAUGGCCCAGAGCAGAGUUCAGCAAUUUGUAGCAUUAUUUCAGGAGAAGCGAAGUCUACCGAGUGACAGAGAGCCUGCGGUGAAACGAGCGUUCAAGUCCUUUGUGGAGGAAAGGGAUGAUAAGUACACUAUGGAGCUUCUUCUGCUACCCAGUGCCCUGAAGGAGGAGUUACUGGGACUGGCUCAUAGCCCCACUACCACAAACACAUCCUCCCUGGCUCAGCUCAACCAGACACUGCAUCCCAGCAUGGCAGAGGUCGACCAAGACCGCUCACAGAGCAGCACGCCGGUGACAGAACUCUCAAACCGCAUCCUCGGCACAAGCUUUGAAGAGAAAGGGAGCGGAGCGGCAACUGUCGGCGCAGGCGGUAAAGCAGCAGCAGGAGGAGGGAUAGGCCUAGGCCCCGAGGCCGUCCUGCUCAACGGCACUCGGCCCUCGCACAAGCGGCGCUCAUCUGAAAGCGAGACUCGGGACACAAAGAGACAGUACUCUCUUGAGCGGAGGGACGAGUCGCCGGAGAGAGCGAGAGAAAGGGAGCGACAGAGGGACAGAGAGGGCCGGGGGGGCAGUAGCAGCUGUAGAUCUAAAACCCCCUCAGCGUCAUCAUCGCUUUCCUCAGGAAAAGCAAACACAGUCGUCGGUGCCAUCAUGUUGGACUCCAGUGAAGUCUCAGAUGACGGGGAGGCAGUAAGCCCAGAAACCAACCUCCGCUGCCUGGUCAAUUUCUUCAGGACCAUGGGCUACCAGCAGGAAGUGGUGGAGCGUGUUGUCAAGGAGACGGGACAGACGGAGGAUACCUUCCUCAUCCUGGAGAAAAUUGUCGAGGAAACCAAGCGUUGCGAGGAAGGUUCAAAAGGAGGUGAAAGAGAAAGACGAUUGAACUCUGUGCGUUCCCCGGAUACUCCCUCAUCAUCGUCGUCGUCGUCAUCAUCGUCGUCGUCGUCCACCUCCACGGUGACUCGGUUUAGAGAGAAGGAGCGCGAGCUGAGCAGAGCGUUGGUAGACCCGGGCAGGUCUAAAGAGAACAUUAAGCCCAACCAGCAUGGAGGAAGUAGCAAUGGUCUGGGGCACCGGAGGCAGUGCAGCGGCAGCGAGACCAGCACUCAGCAGGCCAUCACUAUCAAGAGGAGCUCUAGUGCUCAAGGAGGAGCCGGAAACUACGAGGUUAUCACCAUUGACGAUGACGAUGACGUUAUCCCCACAAAUACCAAAACAGCGGAUAGUAGGAUGUCCCGGAUGAUGACAGUGCCACACCUGGACACUCAGUCAGGGUCCCGAACAGACUACUUAGCACGGGGAGGGAGCGGCGCCUCACAGAGGGACUACCUGUCGAGGGGCGGGACCCAGACUUUGGGAGGGUCAGUGAAAGUUGAGACUGUGACAGCUCUGCGCAGCACGCCUCAGUGGCUGACCGCCACCACCACCUCCUUAGCGUCGACCCCCAGUUCAGCUCAGCCCAUCACCCGACCCUCAGCCUCUCCCUAUCAGACCAUCAGCCACAUGGCGUUCCCCGGGGUCGGACCCAGAUCGCCAGCGCCACGCGACCCCCCGGCACCCCCAGUGACGGGUCUGGCUCGUUUCCAUCAGUCACUGAGGACUCCCUACACUCUGAAGCUGCCAAAUGAGCCGGGACGUCAGGAGCUCAGACACAUAAUCAUAGAUGGCAGCAACGUGGCUAUGGCUCACGGUCUCCAUCGGUUCUUCUCCUGUCGAGGGAUAGCGCUGGCUGUGGAGACGUUUUGGAGGCGGGGCCACAGGGAGAUCACAGUAUUUGUCCCUCAGUGGCGUCAGAAGAGAGACCGACUCACAACAGAGCAACAUUUUCUAAACCAGCUGGAAGACCUGAGACUGCUCUCCUUCACCCCCUCCAGAGAGGUGUGUGGCCAGAGGAUAUCUUCACACGACGACAGGUUCCUGCUCCACCUCGCGGAGAAAACAGACGGGAUCAUCGUAACCAACGACAACCUGAGGGACUUUGUGGACACCUCGGACACCUGGCGCAAGAUCAUUCAAGAGAGGUUGCUUCAGUUUACUUUUGUGGAGGACCACUUCAUGAUCCCCGAUGACCCUCUGGGGAAAAAAGGACCCCAUCUAGACACCUUUCUGCGUAAAGAAAACAGGAGGGCUCCAGCCACUCCUCCUCCUCUGAGACCCCCAGACUUCCGGCCGUCCUCGCAGCCGCAGCAGCAGCCGGUUUAUGUCCAGGCCCUCCACUCCGCUCCUCGGACCCCCGCCUCAUUGCCCCGGCCCCCUCCCUCCCUGAUGCCCCACCCCACCGCACACUGGCCCCACUCCGGUCCUCCCGAAUGGCACCCGCCACGCCGAUCCCCUUCCCCCUCGCCCUCACCGCCUCCCCAGCGGUCACCAGGGGAGACGUCGGAGCUGAAGAAAAAGCUGUACGACAUCUUCCCCGACCAGAAACAACGCAUCGACCGCAUCCUCAGCGACAACCCGUACAUGAGAGACCUGAACGCCCUGUCGGGGCUGCUGCUGGGAUAAAGAGCGGGCUCGGCUGUGAGAAUCAGCAGACACACACAGUACAUAUGCUCACAUAUGCAAGAAUAUUACGUGUCAGCAUACAAAUAAUUUAUUUUGCCAUUUCUUUCAGCCUGGAGGGAAUGGAAAGUUUACUGUUAUUUUACAUGAAGACUGAUCAUCAAACUAGCUGCUAUUGGCAAAAAGUUGUUGUUUUUUUUUCAAGAUUUUUUCCUCUCCUUCUCAAAUUGACGAACCGCUCUGCUGUCUGCAGAACCAAAAGACAUUUUUUCAAGCAGCAAAGUCUUUAUUGGUUAUAAAUCAUUACAGAUCCUCAACAGCAGUCCAGAGGUUCCUUGAAUGUGGGACCAGCACUGGGAGAAAAUGUUUUGGACCAACAACAGUGAACUGGUUGCACUGGUGGGUUCCCUCUCCCAAACCUUGUUUACCAUCAGACUCGAACACCUCUCUGAAUAUACAAGCUCCGAGCUUUUUUGGGAUAAAACUUGGGACAUAGACAGGGUUUGCAUGUUUCUAUGCUUUCAGAAUAUUAGUUCUACACUUGUUAUGUUCUGUAACGGUGAAUUCACUGAUCGGCAGUUUCAGGUUUUUGCACUGUGAGCAGUUUCAGCAAUUUGGAGUCAUCAGCUGAGUGUACUGUUUUUUUUUUAUCUCCUUGUCAGUGUGCUUUCAGGAAGCAGGAUAAGAUCACCAGAUUUAGCAUCAUAUAGUCAUUAUUAGUGACAGUAAAUGUUUGACAAAAAUCCCCAAAAGCCACAUUUAAAGAUAUAUAGAUGGGUAGUUAUUUCAAUGUUUGAUUUACUAUUUUAUUCACUAUAUGUAUUAUACAUAAUGUAUAUAUAUAUAUAUAUAUAUACAGGCUAAAAUAAUCGCACUUAAUUAAUUUCUGUAAUUAAAGCAGCACUGCCCAUCUCUAUUCCUUUAAAAUAUUACCUGUAUAUCCUGGAUUUCAUUGCUGAAUCCAGAUGAUGUUUUAAUACACUAAUUCAGUAAUCAGAAGGAAAUCAUUUAAUACUUUAUUUAAAUAGUCUACCUACAGAUAGGUUAUAGAGUAUAUGUAACAUUUUGGCAGAUUAGUAGUUAAGAUUCAACUGUUUCACUUUAUUCUGUAGAUCAGCGUUGCCCCGAGUGGGGUCCGCGGGCUGAAAUUGGCUCAUUUCAAGGUUCGAUUCAGCCCAUCAGGUGUUUCAGGGUGAUUCUUUGUGCACAAAGUCACUUUGAGUGCUAUAAGAAAAAAACUGCAGUAGAGGCAUUUCAGUUCAGGAGAGUUAGUAUCCGAGGACCAUUGUGUACCAUUCUUAACAGUUCACUAGCCUCAGGUGGUAUGUAAUAUUUUGUACCUUCAUACUUACUAAAAUUUCACCGGGCUAUAUGGUCGUAUUAAGUUAUAAAUACACCCACUAAAUGCUGCGUAUUGUAAUAUUCUCACACCUAUUUUCCUUAUUAAACAGAGAAACAAAACUGUAAACCUUUUGAAUUCAGCACUCUCGGUCACAGACGACUGACGAAGCUUAACCGCCUCAUUAACUCAUCAUGUAACACACUUCAUCCAAACUCAACAGAUACAAAAAUGACCCAAACUGUCUUACUCUUUCAAGUAAUCUGAUUAGUGAGUCCACUGUUCCAAUAAUCGCCACCUCCGAUUAGGAUGAAAUGAAUCCCUAAUUUACAAAGAACAUGGAGCUUUUCCCCACGGUCUCUCUCUCUGCCCGCUGGCCGCCAGCUGUUUACAGUCCUGUAACUUCUCCCUCCACCAUUAGGUGUUGCUGUGUCUUGCAGCUCAGCUGCCUAUUUCCACCAGUAGAAACCGUAGACUGACCUCUAGUGGUGCGUGCUGUGCACUGCAUACAGUGAGUUUGAGAGAAAAACGAGUAUGAAAAACAUACCUUUGGGAUUUCUAAAUACCCCGGUAAACCAUAAUAUCCUGAUACCAUCCAAGAGUAUAUGUGUCAGUAAAGUACAUAGUGUCAGAAUAAUUUAGUUUAUGUUAAUCUAGUUGAGUAUAGUUCAGCUAAACUAUUCUGAUAUGGAGUGAAUUGUCCCGUAUACUCUACAAACAUCUAAAGUGAAAAAAGUUGUAUUGCUGAAUCUCAACUCAUCUGCUAAAAUGUUAAAAAAAAAAAACAAAAACAACAACUCUAUAAACUAUCUUUAGGUGGUCUAUCCAAAUACAGUGUUACUGGAAAUGAUUGUGUAUUUGAGUAUCGUCAAUUUGACCCCACCUCCGUGUUCUCUGUGAUUGGAGUUGUCGCUUCUCAAACCUGCUGUUUAUUAAUGAUCUCUGAAAAGCUGAAGACGAACUCAGGUGCUGAAACUGAAUUUGCUGCUCUGAUAGUUUGUGAUUGAGACGAGCAUUUUGUAUUUUGUUGAAUCUGUUCCCAGCAUCAGUUGUUCCAGUUUGAUACACUGUGUUUUCAGGAGGAUGCCCUUAUGCAUCUGCAUUUUGUUUUAAGGUGCUUUGAGUUAUCCGCCGCAGUUUGUCAGCCCACUACACUACAGGAGUUUGGACGUACCCUUUAUUGAUUAAGUUGAAUGAUCCACCUAAAUUUGAAAUCACACACUAUACAGUACAUUUGCUUAAAAUCUUGCCAAGACAGCAAAUGUACUUAAGUUACAUUUGUAAUUAGUGUUAAAUAGCUUAAUUGAAUGCACUGAAAAUAAGUAACGGUGUAGUGAGUAAAACAAGGUUUCAUUGAUGAAUCGUCAGAAAGCUUGUAGUGGGGUUUUUUUACCCUCACACACUCAGAGAAUGUGGGCCGCAGCUUGCAUAUUUGAUGUGCAUCUGAGUUUUUGUAAUAUACACACACUUUAUCUCCUUGUAAGAAAAAGAAUCCCUGCACAAAACUUUACAAGGUGUCGAAAAAAAACGUUUUGUUCAUACUUGCUAUGUUGUCGUUGUAAGGAUUACUGAAGGAUUUUCUCUUUUGUUGUAUUAUAAUUCUUUUGUGUAUAUUGAUAUUUUUUUUUGUAAAUACAAGCAUUUUUGGCUACGGUGCACAUAUGGUUUUAUGUAUGUGAAAAAACAAAAUAAAUGCAGCAGCCCCCCUAAAA